AUGGCUUCUGAAGAAACAUGGACCGUCGAAUCCGCUCUCGCGGGGCUUGAUUCCCUCCACCCACUAACCCUCCCAACCCCCACCUCCACUGUCCCACUAGCAUUCCUUCAUAUCAUCGACCGUCUAAAGCACAUCCCACGUACCGGAUGGGUGGUCGAAGGUGUUGAGAAACCUGAAACAAUAGCAUCCCACAUGUACCGCAUGUCAAUCCUAGCAAUGCUCUGUCCUGAUACCUCACUCGAUAGGAGUAAAUGCAUGAAAAUGGCGUUAGUGCAUGAUAUUGCCGAAAGCGUGGUGGGGGAUUUUACUCCCAUGGAUCCGAUUUCUAAAGAGGAGAAGUACCGUAGGGAAAGUACCACGAUAGAAUACUUUUCGACAAAACUGCUUGGGAAAAUCAACCCAGUUGUGGCGAAGGAGUUGGUAGAGCUAUUUGAGGAAUAUGAAGCUGGGACUACGAAGGAGGCGGUGUUUGUGAAGGAUAUUGAUGUUUAUGAUAUGCUGCUUCAAGCCUUCGAAUAUGAAAAGGAAUCGAAGGGCAAAAAGAGCCUUGAAAGGUUCUUUGAAAGCGAAAGGAGGUUAACGACUGAUUAUGUAAAGCAAUGGAAUAGAGAGCUCAGGGAAGAAAGAGACAAGUUUUGGGAGAGUAUUAAGAAAUCAUAG
Orbilia oligospora ATCC 24927 is the source of this 660-nucleotide messenger RNA. RefSeq lists its product as uncharacterized. Gene Ontology annotation, cellular component: cytoplasm. NCBI's taxonomy places the organism in Eukaryota, Fungi, Ascomycota, Orbiliomycetes, Orbiliales, Orbiliaceae. The record is from RefSeq and is a predicted model, not a curated record. The transcript is spliced from 5 exons. Bases 1 to 660 code for a protein of 219 amino acids. Gene Ontology annotation, molecular function: 5'-deoxynucleotidase activity.